Messenger RNA from Cherax quadricarinatus, 12657 nucleotides. Its product is annotated as zinc finger and BTB domain-containing protein 14. Gene Ontology annotation, cellular component: nucleus. The record is from RefSeq and is a predicted model, not a curated record. Gene Ontology annotation, molecular function: protein binding. NCBI's taxonomy places the organism in Eukaryota, Metazoa, Arthropoda, Malacostraca, Decapoda, Parastacidae. Gene Ontology annotation, biological process: regulation of transcription by RNA polymerase II.
GAAUGGUCAGGUUAGGAAGCGUGGGUGUCGCAGUGCUCAUGCGCGAACAAGAUGGCGACGUGAAAGAAGAAGCUGCUGACCCUCGCUGUUUCGCGGUGAUUUCUCCUCCGAGCAAGAUGGAGGACGGACUUCUCUCCUUAAAGUGGAACAACCACAAGUCCACUUUUUUCCACAUUCUGAGUGAAGUUCGGGGGAAACAUACGUACACGGAUGCAACGCUAGCAUGCGAAGGAAAGUUUUUCCCAGUGCACAAACUUGUGAUGUCGACAUGUAGUGAUUACUUUGCAGAAAUUUUUGAAAAAACUCCUUGUAAAAAUCCAGUAGUUGUGCUCAAAGACAUAAAAAAGUCAGAUUUAGAGGCCUUGUUAGACUAUAUGUAUAUAGGUGAAGUAGAUGUGAGGCAGAGUGAGCUAGCGGGACUCAUUAAAGCUGCCGAGUGUUUAAGAAUUAAAGGUCUCGCUGUCCCAGACGAGGAUCCAACCAAAGCCCAGAAAAAAGGGCCUAGUAGUGUACCUGAGAGAAGGGAGGACAGUCCCCCCGCAAAACGAAAAAGACGGGACUCUGGAGGAGACCGUGGGAGGAUCCCUUCACCCACCAUCUCACGGGGGUCCUCCCAGUCUUCCUCCCACCCCCCUUCUGCAUCAUCAGUGCCUAGUCAAGCACCCUCUCAACUGUCAAGUGUACCUGAGUCACAUGUGCCAUCACAGUCUAUGCCCCCACCACCUAGUGUAUCCCAGGAAACGCGGCAUGUAGAUAGUGGGCGUGGUAGACAAGACAGCCACCUGCAACAGUCGCAGUCGCAACAUACAUCUCAAAUAUCCUCGUUACGGCCGUCUGCGGAUACAUCAUCCCUUAGGUCACCCCCUAGUGGUGGACCAGAGUCCUCUCACCCAUCUAUAACAUCACCCAGAUCAUCUGAUCAAUCCAUCCUACCAGUUCAAAUGAUUAAGGUGGAAGUAGAUGAUGCUGAUAACUCUGGAGCAAAAGAUUCUCAUGGAGAUAGAGAAGAUGGCAGUGAGAUGGAUGGGGAUGAAGAGGAGACUAGUAAUGAUUUCUCUGAAUACCAAAGUCAUGGUGGUGAAAUAGAAAAGGAGGAACAUGAUCAGAUGGACUCCUAUGGUGCUGACCAAAUACCUGGGCCUUCAGGCCUACAAGGGGCUCCUCCAGUGUUAAGCUGGGGAGAAGAGGGGGAAGCUGGUUUCCCCCACAAUCUCUUUGGUGGUGAUGAUCCAGCAGCUCAACAAGCGCCGGCGGAGUGGCGUCUGCAGCGAGGGUUGCUAGCGCCAGUGGAGAAGAUAUCCGACAUUCAUUACGAUGAUGAUGAUGAUGAUGAUGAUGGCGAAGAGGACCGAGACGAAGCUGGGGACGACCUGUACAACGACGUGGCAGCUGCAGGGGGAGGGCUGGAGGGCUACCCUGUAGGCAUGAUGCCACCAGUAUUGCUAUGCCCACACUGUGGUCGAAGUUACACUAACAAGUCCACUCUUCGGCGGCAUCUUCGAGCCCACACAUCCGACAAGCCUUAUGGGUGUGGCAUGUGUGGCUAUCGUUCCAUCCAGCGGUCAGACGUGACAAGACACAUGAGGACUCACACUGGGGAGAGACCCUAUUCAUGUCCUCAUUGCCAGCACCGUGCCACCCAGUCAGGGGACUUAGACCGUCACAUUGUUUCUGUACAUCCAGACCUAUGCCAUGAGUGCCAGAUAUGCACCCAUCGUGCUCCCACUGAGGCCAGUAUGGUCAUGCACCUGCGCAAGAAACAUGCUUAAUUCCACUGCAGGAUUGGAAAAUCCUUUGUUUGCAAAUAGUGAUCCAAAUAUGAAAAUACAGUGACUGAAUUACAACUGUAUUUAUUUUUAUAACUAGUUAGUCUUUGCAAGUUAAAAUAAGUCAAAUGAUAAUUACAUUAUAUAAUAUUUUGUGUGUUAAAUAAUGAUGCAGAGGCCUUAAGUACAUUUGUGAAUAUAUUUUAGGAGUAUAACUACAGUAAGUUGUUUUAAAUAUGCCAAGACACUGUUGUCUGCUCAAGGAAGUUUCCUUGAUGCUAGUGAGGGGUUCUUGAUGCAACGAACUGGACCUGUCUUUCCCUUUACUGAAUCAAGCAUUAUUGCCUCCCAUUUGCCCAGGUGCUGUAUGGACCCCCUAUGGGUUUAGUGCUUCCUUCACAAAUGUAAUAAUAAUAAUAAAUGCUAUUGUUGACUCAGGUGCUCAUGAUUAUUAAUGGACAAAAUGUACAGGGUUUUAUAGUUGAAAUGUUGGACAGGAGGGUCCCACUUAUACAGAGGGUUAGGUUCUGGGCUACUGCUAUAAAGUGAAAAUUGCUGUAAAGUGAAACAUAGCCUUAUUUUCACUUUCAAAUACAUAUAAAAGCUUGUUUACACUAUCAUAUAUUAAGUGAGGAAUAGAGCUAGGUCAAAAAAAUGCAUAUACAGUACACACAUUACUUACCUUAAAUGUUUUCAUACUUAGCUUAUAGUGAGUGGUGAAUAUAUUUAAUGUAGGAAUCCUGAAUAAAUGAAGAAUGGGUAUAAUUGAAAACCACUGCAUCACCAAAAUUCUGUAAAGCACUGUACAGCAGAACCCACCUGUGCUGUACUAUUACCAACAGGUAUGAAGACAAGACCCAAGUUCCAGAAUGAGCUUAUGUUAGGAUGCUGUAUUUUGUGUAGAGCUUUAUCCUGUCAAGAUGAUCUGAUAAAGCUCUACACUGAUAAAAAUGUUGUCUCAGCCAAAGCUUGUGUUGUUGCCUUGGUGUGAUGUGUGAUGUUAUGCAUCUUCACUGACCAUUUCUACAAUUUUGUUCAAACGUGUCCAGUUCUGUUGAAUCAAUUUUGUAGCUUGUUGUAAUUAAUGUUGAAAUUCUUGCAAGAGCUAGGAAUGUUAUUGUUGCAAAGGUUAUGUAACAAUUUAAAUAGAGUAAGCCAUUGAUUUAAUGGACUAAUAGAAGGGAAGUUCGUGGCUGGUAGUAGUGAUUGCAGUUGAUAAGAGAUGGGAGUGAAUAACGGGCAGUUCCGUAACCAACAGACUUUGUUGUUUACAAAUCAACUGACCGAGCUGAUUUUGUCCUGUAUUUCCAGAGUCCAUUAACUAGAGGUUUUACUGGUGAGUUUUCAGUGCAUCCUAAAAAUAUAUUAGCAUGAUGUUUGUUAAGAGAGGAAAAUGUACAUGACAAAGACGAGGACAAAUGAUAGUCUACACUUGAACCCUCAGUUAGAGCAGAGGUUCCCAACCUUUUCUGUGUCCUGCUUCCCUAGGAAAUGUUUGAUUAAUGUUGCACUCCCUUCAAAGGUAAUAUCACAUUUGAAGAUGAAGAAGUCAAAUUUCUAAUUUUUAAAUCACAAAUUGAAGCAGAUACAGUACUGCGAGUGAACAAAUUGAAUUGUGGUUUUCAUUAGGGCUCUUUGUUGAACCUUUGAAAUGCCCUUUCACACCUGAGGUUGGGAACCCAUGAGUUAGAGGUUAAACCACACAAUCAGUCAUUCUUCCUCGUUUUGGUUUCAUGGGUUUUACUCCCUCACUGAUCAAUGUUCAUUACACUUGUUGCACCAAUGUAAUGUAUGUUGGUCAAAAUUAUAUUGUAACACAUUUUUCCAAAGAUAAUGCCUAAUGAGUUUUUUUAAUUUGUACAGUGGACCUUGGUAUACCACCUUAAUUCAUUCCAGAAAGCUGUUCCAGUGCCGCUCCGUUUGAGUAUCAAACAAGUUCUUCCCAACCAGUUUUCUGUUUGGUUGGCUGUUAUCACUAAUCUUCGUAGGCCCCAUGGUUGACUUAUUUAUACAAAUACAUGUAAUACAAAAAACACCCAAAAAAAUGCGAAGAAACACAAAAUAGUUUACAGUGAAGUUCUGGCAGGUCGUAUUUGUUUGGUCGAAUGCUGAGCUCUGUUCGAGUAGGGAGCUAGUUGUAUGCUGAGGUUCCACUGUAUAAUUAUUUUAAUGAACUUAUAUCAGUGCUUCCAGUAUUAAGCAAGAAAUGAUACAAAUAUUAACCGCAGGGAAAGAAUAAAAAUCACAGUAAUGAGGCUGGAACAAAUCACAUCUGUACUACAGAUUGGUGGCGAAAUCUUCGAGAUGAUGUUUCCGACCAUGCUGGACCUUUAUUAGGUCGUGAAAAUGGUCAAGGAUUGACCCAGGCAUCACCUAAUGAUUUAUCCCCAAUUCGUAGGCUUGUGAAUAACCUGCAGGUAUCUGCCAACCAGACGGUAUAUUAUUAUUAUUAUUGCGUCCUUCCUUCAAGAGGGUGUCCUAGAGCUGGUAAUGUGUUCUGAUCCAGGGAAUUGGAAUAGCCCUUCCCUUGGAUCAAACCUGAUUUCCUCCCACUACCCAAGUGCUAUAUGACCCCUGCAGAUUUAGGACAUCCCACAUGAAUAUACUUACAGUUAUGAACUCUUCCACAUGUUGUACAAGAAUCACAUCUCCAACACUGGAGACUGGUCAGCCCAGGUUCUCUUGCCUUUUAUUGUAACAUCUCGCAUUUUAUUACUGUAACUUGCUUUUUGUUGCAAUAUCUUGCAUUUUGUUGCCAUGUCUUACUUUUUGUUGCAAUGUCUUGGUUUUUUUGUUGCAACAUCUUGUAUUUUAUUGCAACAUCUUGCUUUUUGUGGCAACAUCUUACAUUUUGUUGCCACAUCUUGCAUUUUAUUGCUGCAUCUUGCUUUUUGUUGCAGCAUCUUGCACUGUAUUGCUGCAUCUUGCAUUUUAUUGCAAUGUCUUGCAUUUUUAUUGCAUUUUGCUUUUUGUUGCAACAUCUUGCCUUUUAUUGCAAUAUCUUGCCUUUUGUUGCAACAUCUUGCAUUUGUUGCAACAUCUAGCAUUCACUUUAUGAGUUAGAAUAAUCCUUAGAUAAGUUUCUUCAACAUCUUGUGUCAGUAAUGCUUUCGACGGGGACUGACUUGGGGCUGGUGAGGGGUUUUGAUCCAGGAAACUGGAGCUGCUUUUCACUUUGUUGGAUUAAAGCUGAUUACCCUCCCCCACCCCGCCCCUCCCACUCUCCAGGUAUUGUACGAGCCAUACGUGUUUAGUGCUUCCAUAUGAAUAUAAUUGUCAGUAAAAAAAAUUAUUAGUAUUUUGACAUACAAAUAUAAAAAAUUAAUGGUUGAAGAGUUUUAAGGUGUGUUAAUGGGCUCGAUUACUGACAAUGUUUGAAGAAAUUAAUAUAUAGAAUAUUUUCUUUGUGUGUGUGUGAUUUUGUAAUGUGAUGUUUUAAUUUUAAUUUAUGACUUGUAAUUAGUGAAUUUAUAAUGAAGACACAUAUGACAUGUAUGUGGGAAUUUUCCUCACUAGCAACUUUUUAAAAUAGGUAGAGAAUAUACAAAAUCCAAAAAUAUGUAGUUGAAGAAUGGUCAGAUGUGGCAAAAUCAGGUGUAGUGUGGUGUGUCAGGUCACCUGACACCUGUGUUCCUUAAAAUUUAUUAGUCAAAACUUAUGAUACACUAAAACUUUCUGUAUUUUGCAAAACUGUUCCUAGAGCCAGAACUUAUGAUAUGCUAAAACUUUCCAUGUUUUGCACAACUGUAAUCCUAAGAUAUCUAACGCUAGCCUGUAGGCAACAGCGUCAGUACAGGUUCUCUUCUUUUAUAAUGAGUUUAGCCUCACCCCAUUUCAUCAGAUGUCCAUCAGUAUUUCAGCAUAUGACAUGCAUUAUUAUUAUUGCCAGUGCAGUAUGCAUACUUAGGUAUCGCUCUCUCUCUCCCAUGUAGAUCUUCUCGCAACUUGCACAUGGAAUAAUAUACAUCUGUGCAGUACAUUGUUUGAACAAAACACAGGACACUUUAGCAUACCAAAAGUUUUGGUCAGGUAAAAAUUACAGGACACGAGUGAUUUGCCACAUCAUGCUACACCUAACUUAAUACAUCUGACCUUCCUUUGACCUUUUAUUCUCUCAUUUUAUGCAGUUUAUACAUUGUAUAUACUGUGUCUUUUUCUGUUACUUGCCUGUCAGUUAUCUAGUGUAAUUGCAAUUGCUGAACUCUUAAACGUAAAUGACAAUAAAAAAUACGAGUGAAAAAAUGACAGAAGAAAAACAUCUGACCAUUCUCAUAUAUUUACACAUGCACAUCUUUCAAAUAACAGCAGUUCGCAGCGUGUUUCUGAUCUGAAAUUUUCUCACUAGUAUUUUUUACAUUCAUAAUUAUGUGCUUUGUAGUGAUUUCUUCCCAGUCUUGUCAUACAUGAGAGUAGAGUUGACUAAGGUCGUUUAUACAGCACAGGAGGGCUCCGUUUCUGUGGCUGUUAGGUUCCUGACCCCUAGCGAUAAGUGAAAAUUGCCAUCAGGUAGAAAAAUUGCAUUUUUUCAAUGCUGAGUGCAUCUAAAAUGCCUGUUAAUGUGUUUACUCUAUCAUAUAUUAAGUGCUCAAUACAGCUGGGCAUAAAAAAGCAGAUACAAAAGUAACAUAAAUACAUAAUACAUACAAUACUUACCUUAAAACAUGGUGCUGAUUGCCCUUCCCUUAUGCAACUGUUGCACUAAAAUGGGUGAAAAAGCCACCGAAUAUGAUGAACAAUGGCUCAGUUGAAAACCACCAAAAACAUGGAACACCAAAAAGAGGGUGCCGAAUAUGUGUGGCCCUGCUGUACUGUAAUGAGACUUAGGGAAGUAGACAAAUGGUUCAGAGAGCCGACAAGUUGAUAAAUUAGACACACAUGCAACACUUGGGUAUCUUUAUUGUGGAAAUGUUUUGCCACACAGUGGCUUUAUCAGUCCAAUACAAAGAAGAUUGGAAGGAGUUUCAGGUAUCAGUCCCUCAGCCUGGAGUUGAUGUAAUCACUCCAUCAAUCUCGAAAAGAUUGAAAAGAUACCCAAGUGUUGCACGUGUUUAAUUUACAAGACUUACGAAAGGUGAGUGAAACAGGUGGUAAGGUCUAGGUAGUGACAGUGUGUAGAGGAAGGGAAGGUCUUCCUGUCAGUUCCUGAUCAGCCAGGCUGUGGUUUCCAUAGUGGACUGUGCUGUUAGCAACAACACUUUAAUUGACUAGAUGAACCAUCAAUCAGCAAGCCUGACCUGGGACUGAGCCACCCUUCAUAAGGGUUCUUUGAUUCUUGUGAAGGACUUUUGAUCCAAGGAAUUAGAGAGCCAGUCCUCUCCUUCCAUGGAACAAACCUGAUUACUUUCAAUUCCCCAGGCAAUAUAUGAACCUUACAAUUUCAGUUUUUUCCCAUGAAUGUUAUAAUAAUGAUGGGACUGGGCCAUGGGGGUCAAUGAUCCCUGAUGUCCAGAACAACAUAAAAGUGGAAGACAAUGUUGGCACAGCAAUGUAUCAGUUACCCAUCAAGGUUGUCUUCACAGUAUUGUAAAAGGUAAAUUUAUUCCUGCAAGUAUAUAAAUAAAACAAAAUGUGCAGGUCAUGGUAUUUUAUGCAGAAGAUAUUUCGUCUACCAGGAACUUGAUAUCCCCAUACAGCUCCUGGUAAAUGCAACAUCUAAAUAACAUGCCAUAAACCAUGUAUUGUAUCUUAUUUAUAUUGUCUUCACAAGUGUAAAAAACGAUGGUGUUAAGGAAGAUCCACCUUAAGGAGACAACUAUGGUAGGUGCAAAGAACGUUUUAUAAAGAGGGAUAUGAGCUUUGAAGAAAAACUGUGUAGUAGGAGAGAGAGAGAUGAUAGGUGCUGAAGAACAGGACUCUUCAAGGGGGGUGCCUUGAUAUCAAUGAAGUGCUCUUGGUCCAGGAAGCUGGAACUACCCACUUCCAUAGAUCAAACCUCCUUACCUCCUUUUAUCCUAGGUUUAGCAGGCAUAGCAUAGUGUUGGUUUAGUUACAUUAGGGAGAUGAGAUGAUUUUUAACAAUAACUGAAUAAAUAAUAAUGAAUAAAUUAAUAAAUAAUGAUGAAUAAAUAAUAAUAAUAAUAAUAAUAAUAAUAAUAGUGAAGCAUAACAGGAUGUUGUAAAGACGACUGAGAUAAUGCGAUGAAAUUGGAGGGCAAUUAAAAGUGUUAAGCGCCUGACCUAAGGCCAAGUUGCAGGAGUAGGAAAAUUAUUGAAACCCGUCGAAGUGAAUGGAAGGUUCAGACACAAAGCUGAAGUUUCUACAAUAAAUCAAUGGCAGAAAUUCAUGGAUAGUAACAAACAAACCAGCAUGGCCACACAAUCUUGCCCCCCAUCCCCUACUGAAUGUGCCAGAAUGACUUAAUAAACCCAACCCUUCUGCCAGAUUAACUUGAAUAAUCCAACCCUCCAGUCAGAAUGACUUGAUAAGUCCAAUCCUCUGGUCAGAAUGGCUUGAUCAAUCCACACCUGUCAGAAUGACUUGAUAAAUCCAACCCUCCUGCCAGAAUGACUUGAUAAAUUCAACCCUCCUGCCAGAAUGACUUGAUAAAUUCAACCCCCCUGCCAUUAGAGGGACUUUAUAAGGCCAACCCCCUCUGAAACACCUAAGAAAGUUAAUGGUAAUCCUAAGGUUUACCACAAGACUAGUCCCAAACAUAAUGGGUGUGACCUCAGAAGCCAUAAGCAUGCUGAAAGUACUAAAACCUCACAAUACUGGAGGACAAAGGUAACACGAGGGAUACAUACAAGAUCAACCAGACUGUGAUGGAUAUAUGGGUCAGCGGGCCACCAACCACAACAGCCUGGUUGACCAGGCAAGUACCAGAUGAGCCUGGCCUAUGGCCGGACUGGGAGUGGAAAAACUCUCAGAACUCAUUAAAUGUAUAAGAUACUCAGAGCUACUGAUAACAUAGAUAUAAAGUAACACAAGAGGUACAUGCAAGAUAUGUGGAGGUACUGAUAAUGUAGAUAUAAAUGUAAAGUAACAUGAGGGAUACAUACAAGAUACUCAGAGGUAUUGAUAAUAUAGAUACAGUGGACCCCCGGUUAACGAUAUUUUUUCACUCCAGAAGUAUGUUCAGGUGCCAGUACUGAUCGAAUUUGUUCCCAUAAGGAAUAUUGUGAAGUAGAUUAGUCCAUUUCAGACCCCCAAACAUACACAUACAAACGCACUUACAUAAAUACACUUACAUAAUUGGUCGCAUUCGGAGGUAAUCGUUAUGCGGGGGUCCACUGUAUAAAGUAACAUGAGAGAUAAUUGCAAGAUACUUGGAGGUAUUGAUAACAUAGAUGUAAAGUGACAGCCAGCUUGAAGGGCAUGAGAACAGGACAAGGAACACAAAUGAAAUUUAAAACACAUAAAUGAGCCAGUCAGUGUCUUCAGUGUGAGGAUGAUAAGCAGAUGGAAUGUAUCAGGGAAGGAGGUAGUAGUGGAAAAUUUUAUACAUAGAUGUAAAUAUGAAGCCAGAAGCCCACACCCCACCUCCCUGACCUCACUAUGUGACCGUACAAAUAUCCAUAUGGAUAAAGACACAAAUGCAGUAUAAUACGAUCUUUUGUUAACCACAUUUCACCUGCACAAUGGGCUUUAUCAAGUCACAAACAGACUUGUCUCUUUUUUCUUCAUGUUGCAGUAUUUUAUAAUAUUUCUCUGCAUGGAAAAAAUAAGCUCAUAUAUGGUGCUUGAACCAGUGAUGUUCCUAGCAGACAAGAAAGGCUGAAUACAGAUAUCUCUAAAAGGAUUAGGAGCUUGUUACUGAUUCUCGUAUUAGGACAGAGUGAGACGUCCACACACCUUCAAGACCAGCAAUAAAGUCCUGCAUGUCUUAAAGUUUCCAGUGAUAACACGCUUUACUUCCUCUUGUAAAUUAUUCCAUUGUUUGGUCUUCUGUUGGCUAAUCUUCUUUUUUUGAUUAUAGUUACAGUUUCUUGUUCUGCCAGUGGACAGUUAAAGGGGUUAGGAAGUCUUUCUUACAAAAUCCUUUGUGUUACUUGUUAAUCUUGAAUGUAGUUAUCAUGUCUCCUCUUGUGUAGUGUUUGUGCAGGUCUGAGCUUUGAUUAAAUUGUGAUCUAAGUUUGUGUUUGACAUCAUUAUUUCUCUACUAAAUCAGCAUUAUUCAUAAAUAUAUGAUCUAAAAUAUUUUCCAGUCUGGUCAGGUCUCUUACUUGCUGACUAAAACUAAUUUGUCACAGUCUUGAUAGUUCAUUUGUGUAAGUGCUCCUGUGAGCUGCCUACUAGGACUCUCUCUGUUUGCUACAUUCGUCCAUGUACAGUGAGAAACUAUCUGGACAACAGUAUGAAACAUAGGUAGAGAGAUCUGUAUAUUCUGACCUCAGAGAGACUUCAGCAGAUGGGUCUCUGACUGAGGCCAAAAUACUCAUCUGUCUUAUAUACAUUUCAUAUUGCUCUCCAGGCAGUUUCUCACUUUACAUGGAUGAAUGUAGCAAACACUGUGAUAGUCUUAGUAAGUAGCUCAAAGGAACACUUACACAAAUAAACUAUCAAAGGAACACUUACACAAAUAAACUAUCAAAGGAACACUUACACAAAUAAACUAUCAAAGGAACACUUACACAAAUAAACUAUCAAAGGAACACUUACACAAAUAAACUGUAGCAAAUUACUCUGUCAACAGGAAUACCAAAAUUCCACAGAAGUGAACUGAGGAAAAAACAGUGCUGAAUGGAUAAUAAAAAAAAUUCUGAGUGGUGGAACAAUGGAAUGAGAUACAAGAGGAAGUGCAGUAGUCUGUUGUAAACAUCUGAACUUCAAAUAAUUAUAUGAUAUGCUAAACACAGAAUUUUGCAGGCAGAACUCUGCUCACGUAGCUAUAUGUACCUUACUCACAUAUACUGUACAUGUGCAAUUUUUGUGGCCAUGGUCAUCCUCAUCAUUUUCUUAGUCAAAAUUUUCUCCAGCAGUCACUAAAGUACAAGUAUCUUCAACAUUCACUAAGUAUCUGCUUGCUCUCAACCAUUCCAUAUACUCUGUCGUUCUCUAGCUUACAUUUUCUUUCUCCUGCUCACUCUUGAGUAUACUACACAAUUCAGUUGCCAUAAGAUGAUUAGAGUAAUGCAUGAGACACUAAGUGGUGAAUGCUAGGUUAGGCUGAUAAUGCACACACUAAUUUUGGCUAAAGCUCUCUUUAUGCAGGUGUUGUAGAUGAUUUAAGCAUCAUGUGGGGGUAGAAGAAUGUAUGGGUACAGAGUGCUCAAUUUAAAAUUGCACAGUUAAAGAAGGGAUAAUUUUUUCUUAUUUUUACAGCUGCCGUGACAUUAUUGGUUGCCCUUUUGUUGACAUAAACCAUUCAUUGUCUGCAGUGGUCAAUCACCUCUCCCUGAAUCACAGUCCCUUACCACUUUUUCCUUGCUAUACCAGAACAGGCGGGCCCCACUUAUACAGCGGGUUAGGUUGCGGGCUACUUCUGUACAGUGAAACGUAGCCUUUUUUCCACUUUCCAAUAUACAUAUAAAAGCCUGAUAACAUGUUUACACUAUCAUAUAUUAAGUGAUCAAUAGAGCUAAAACUAAAAAAUGCAUAUACAGUACACACAUUACUUCCCUUAAAAUAUUUUCAUCCUUAGCUUAUAGUGAGUGGCGAAUAUGUUUAUUUUAGGAAGUCUGAAUAAAUGAAAACCACUGCAUUAGCGAAAUGCUGUAAAGCAGGAUCUGCCUGUACAUUGUUUUUAUCAGUUGGUAUAAAUUUACAAUCCUCAGCAGACAUCAUUAUAUACCAUAUUGGAAUUCCACAGAAACGUGUAAUAAAAUUAUGCACAUUCAUGCUUUGCUGCUACAUUGUUGGCACUUGUAUCCACCACCAUGCACACUUAUUCCUUCACUUCCUCACAUUAUUGUUCAUUAUUAUUCCUUAUUAGUACAGUGGUACCCCGAGUUUCGGCCAUAAUUCAUUCCAGAAGGCUGUUCGAGUACUGUUACCAAAUGAAUUUGUAAAUUAAAUUAGUCUGUUUCAGACUCCCAAAAAUAUACUUACAUAAUUGUUCGAGUUGGGAGCUGUACGAAACUCGGGGCACCACUGUAUCUCUUUCUGACUCAUUAUUCUGUUGCUUAUCAAUGUUUCUCAAUCUUUACUCUGUUCCUUAUUCAUCUCCAAAAUAGAGAGAACUACUUAUAAAUGUUUCUCAUUAUUUUGUCCCUUAUCAGUGUUUUUCACUUGUUUUUUGUUGUUCCUUAUCAGUGUCUUACUCUUUAUUCUGUUCCUUAUCAGUGUCUCUCACUCUAUUCUGUUCUUUAUCAGUAUGUCUCAUUCUUUAUUCUGUCCCUUAUCGGUCUCUCUUUUUAUUCCUUAGCAAUGUCUCUCACUAUUUUUUUGCUUAUCAGUGUUUCUUGCUCUUUAUUCUAUUCCCUAUAACUAUUUCUCACUAUUCCGUUCCUUGUCAAUCUCCGUCACAUAGAACAUUUUGUAAAUUUAAUUAAAAUUAAUGUAAACACAGUAUAAAUUAUUAUGUUUUCGUACCUGGACGACCUGUGCAGCACAGGUCACAAAGGUACAUAAACUAGAUGGGAAUGCUCCAAGUCACCUUUGUCCUGUAUUUGUCACCCAUGGAUCUUAGUAAAAUAUGAAGGAGCCCAACCUAUGGGUAAUAUCUAAUAAAACAUGAAGAAACCCUACCUAUGGGUAAUAUCUAGCAUCAGUCUGGUGGGGGAUUGUCUAAAUUUUUUUCUUUUACUCUGUAUUGCAUUGUAUUAGGUGUAAAUCAUGAUAUUAAGGUUGUUAAGCACAAUAAUACCAAAGUUAAUCUGCAUGAAAGACAUACGUUAGGUUAGGUUGUAAGGGAACUCCAAGUGAUAAUUUGUUGAUGAGAUGUGAAGAUUUCCGAUGGGUCAGUGUGGAAACUGUAAUCUUAAGAAGUUAUACUAAUAAAUAUAUUUUGCU